This is a messenger RNA of Thelazia callipaeda (thelaziosis nematode), 2514 nucleotides long. The record is from the annotation of a GenBank genome assembly. NCBI's taxonomy places the organism in Eukaryota, Metazoa, Nematoda, Chromadorea, Rhabditida, Thelaziidae.
AUGAGCAUUAGACUUAUGCACUUUUUAGACCAGCAGUUUGUUAGAAGAAAUUCACUUUUACCGGAUCGAAUAAGUGGACGAAAAUCAUCCAGACAUUUGAAACGAAAAAAAAAAGUAACACUACAUCGAGUAGAGCACACGGAUGUGACCGUUGAGUUACUCAGUGGAAGGCAUGUGGAAGUGAGUUGUCGUUCAGAUGCUGUGGCUUCCGAAAUUGCAGAUGUUGUAAUGAGGCAUUUGAAUUUCACAGAGAACUCGUUUUUUGGUUUAACAGUCCUGAGAGAUGGUGAACACUUUUUUCUGGAUGGUCAUCAACGCCUUGAGAAGUUUGCUCCUCCAGGUUGGAAAAAUGCAAGGCAACGUGGAUUAUCCAAAAGAUCUUAUAUGCUUUUUUUGCGUUUUCGAUACUACCCAGCUUCACUUGCUUUUAUACGAACUGAAGUUGUACUGCAUGAACUGUAUUUGCAAUUACGACGGGAUAUAUUAGACGAUCGCAUUUUGCCCAAACGUGAGCUGUUGUACACUUUAGCUGCUUUGGCUAUGCAAAGCGAAUAUUCGGAUCAACCUAACGCAAAAAUUUCAGAUUAUUUUGAUGCGCAGUACUAUAUCCCGAAGCGAUAUAUGGAUAGUCGUGACAAAAAAGCUGUAAUUCAAGAUUUGGUCGAGAAACAUGGAAAAUACCGUGGAAUGAAACAAAUUGAUCUAACACAACGCUUAUCUGAUUAUGGUGCUCAUUUAUAUCGCGUUUUUACGUCGAAACCAUCAAUUAAUCUUGGCAAUAUUCCUUUUGGUGACCCUCAAACUGGUGUAGCACAAUGGAUUGGAAUUAUGGCGCGCGGCAUUGUAAUUUUUGAAGAAGAAAGCGACGGUCGACAUGCACAAACUGAAUAUCUUUGGCAGAAUACCCAAACCUUGCAGUUUGAUAAAAAACGCUUUGUGAUUGUUUCUGAAAUCCACGAGCCAUCUACCAAUGUUUUCUAUACCAAUCAUUACUCGAAAAGUUCCUAUUUUGUGCGAUUUGCUGCUUCACAACAUCGUUUUAUGAUUAAAAUGCGACAGUGGAAUCAUACAUUAAGACACGACAGUCCAUUUCAGUUUCAUAAAGUACCAGAUGUUGGAGCAGAUACUGACUUAAUCAAGGAGGUUACAGUUUUGUUUUAUUUAAUAGUUACUAAAAUUCUAGUAGCUUUAUAUUUAUUGUUCGUUCAAAAAGGUGAUAACUAUGAUGAUGAAAUAUCUGUGGAUCCACUCUCUGAAAAUGUUGAUGGUUAUGUAUUAGAAAUUUCACUGAAAAAAGACCCAAGUACUGGCCUAGGCUUAACGCUUGUUGAUGGUAAUUUAAAUGGUGUGAAAGGCGUUUAUGUAAAGUCGGUAUCGGAAGGAGGAGCUGGGAGAGAGGGGGUUAUGAAUGUUGGUGAUCGACUUGUGAGUGUAAAUGAUGUAUCACUUGUUGGAAAGGACAGGCAUGCAACUGUGGAUCUGGUGAAACAGUGCUCUGAUAUUGUACAUUUAAAGAUUUUGAGAUUGGAAGCGCUUUCAUCUUCCCUUGUUACGGGUAUUGCGAAUAAAGGAGUGCUAAACGAUCAGAAAAAAGAUAACCAUUCAUUUUCUGUUAGUAGUAAAGGAACACGAUCAAGGACACCACCUCCUUCACGAAAGCAUCCGCAUGUUCUAAAAAAACGUACAAGAGCAAUAAGCGAUUUUGGAGCUGUGGGGGAUACUUUGCCUGAUUUGAACAGUGAAGAUUUACUGGCAAAUCUUAAAAAGUCCUUAUCGAAUGAAAGGGUUGAACAGCGAAUGGAUUAUGAUAUGACGGUAGCAUCAAUGUACAAAUUCGAAGACGUUGAUGAUGAUGUUACGGAACACUCUGUACAACAUUCUGCCAUAGUUCCGUAUUGUGUGUUUAAAUCUCAUGAAAGUGGCUGGCUGGGGUCAGAAAAGAGUGACGUCGAUCAGCAAAAAAUUAUCCUUCACCGUAACGAACUCGGUAGCCUCGGUUUUCAAAUCGCAUCCAGCGCAGGUAUCGUAUACGUAAAGCAGAUUACGGCAGAACCUGCACUGUCGUGUCCGAAUAUCAGUGUAGGAGAUAAAAUUAUUAUGGUUUUGGCUUUAUAUUUUGUUAAUCACAAACGAGUGGAAAAUAUGGCUCAUCAGGAUGUAGUGGAUCUAAUUAGAAAAAGUGGAGACAAAGUUGCGAUAUGUUUGGAACAUAUAGACAAAGAAAUGAUUGCUUUGGAUGAUGACGAACAGACCAUACGAGUCGUUCUAGAAAAGUCAACUACUGGUUCUCUUGGCCUUAGUUUGGCAAAAAAAACUGGUUAUGAUGGGAUCUAUAUACGAAUGAUUAGUAGUGGCAGUGCUGCAGAUAUUGAUGGAACAUUACAUAUUGGUGAUAGAAUUUGGAAAGUGAAUGGGGAUUCAGUGAGCAGUCAUACUCCCGGUGCUAUUGUUGAUUUAUUGAAAGCUGCAAGUAAUCCUGUUGAAAUUGUUGUAAAGCGAACCAUCAACAAGUAA